Molecule: messenger RNA, 573 nt
Organism: Rattus norvegicus (Norway rat)
Lineage: Eukaryota; Metazoa; Chordata; Mammalia; Rodentia; Muridae
Gene: S100a10
Product: S100 calcium binding protein A10
Exons: 3
Coding region: 46-333 (95 amino acids)
Molecular function (GO): calcium ion binding
Source: RefSeq, marked provisional
AAGACUGCAGCGCCUCAGGGCCCAGGUUUCAACAGAUUCUUCAAAAUGCCAUCCCAAAUGGAGCAUGCCAUGGAAACCAUGAUGCUUACAUUUCACAGGUUUGCAGGGGAAAAAAACUACUUGACAAAGGAGGACCUGAGAGUGCUCAUGGAAAGGGAGUUCCCUGGGUUUUUGGAAAAUCAAAAGGACCCUCUGGCUGUGGACAAAAUAAUGAAAGACCUGGACCAGUGCCGAGAUGGAAAAGUGGGCUUCCAGAGCUUUCUAUCACUAGUGGCGGGGCUCAUCAUUGCAUGCAAUGACUAUUUUGUAGUACACAUGAAGCAGAAGAAGUAGGCCAACUGGAGCCCUGGUACCCACACCUUGAUGCGUCCUCUCCCAUGGGGUCAACUGAGGAAUCUGCCCCACUGCUUCCUGUGAGCAGAUCAGGACCCUUAGGAAAUGUGCAAAUAACAUCCAACUCCAAUUCGACAAGCAGAGAAAGAAAAGUUAAUCCAAUGACAGAGGAGCUUUCGAGUUUUAUAUUGUUUGCAUCCGGUUGCCCUCAAUAAAGAAAGUCUUUUUUUUUAAGUUCCG